AUGUCUAACAAGAGAGGGAAACAAAAAAAUUCUACCUACACAGACGACUUCGAAGCAUUUGUCAGAGAAUCGCUCGUAAAAUUGAGUGAAGGCCAAGACAGGAUUCUCCACGAUGUAGCCACCUUAAAAGGAAAAGUCCAACUUAACGAGUCGUCCUUGAACGACAUCUCAGCAAGACUCACAAAAAUUAACCAUAACUACGAAGAAGUCAAGGGCGAACUCCAUGAUGCCAACUGCAAAAUCGAAGAAAUUGAAAGUACCAUGCAAAAUCAAGCCCAACAAAUUGGAGCGAUGCACGAGCGAUUCCUGUCUAUCGAGCGCUAUUCGCGUGAAUACAACCUGAGGUUCCACAACAUCCCGGAGUCUCCCGGGGAGGAUUGCCGUCAGAAAAUCGGAGAUAUUUUAACUGAGCAACUUAAAAUGGAGCCGAAGAUAGAAAUCAGGGUCGGCCAGGGUUUUUGGGUAUUCGGUAUUCAGGGGCGUUUUAAAUCGGGUAUACGGUAUACUGCAGCUUAAAUAUGGGUAUUCAGUAUAUCACUUUCUUUGAAUUUCAGGUAUAGAGUAUUCAAAGCUUCGAUUAUUUUUGGGUAUAUUUGGAGGAAUUUGGGGUAUUUUGGGGUAUUUUGUCGAUUUUUUUUCGGGUAUAUUGGUAUUCCACUACCCCCCCUGGCCGACCCUGAGAAAUGCGCAUCGCAUAGGCCCAAGCAUCGCCGACAAGCCGAGGGCGAUAAUUUGUAAGUUUGUUUACUGUCCUGAGCGAUUUAAAGUGCUUCAGAAGAAACGUGACCUUCAGAACAUCGUCUGAAGAUCGGGAGAAAAAGAAGAAGUUAAAAGAUGUCAUGAAAGAGGCAUACUAA
This is a messenger RNA of Pocillopora meandrina, 857 nucleotides long. Lineage: Eukaryota; Metazoa; Cnidaria; Anthozoa; Scleractinia; Pocilloporidae. The record is from the annotation of a GenBank genome assembly.